Messenger RNA from Cyanistes caeruleus (blue tit), 15953 nucleotides. Lineage: Eukaryota; Metazoa; Chordata; Aves; Passeriformes; Paridae. The record is from RefSeq and is a predicted model, not a curated record.
AAGAGCCAUGUAAAAAAAAGAAUUCGCCAGCCCCUGUGACUGAAUUUGAGCGAUAAUGUCAAUGGAAUUAACACAUUGCCAUUGUUGAAUGGUCUCCUGUGGCUAUAUAAACAUCAAGAUUUGUUGGCACUGCCUCACCUAAUGCCAGACAGAACUGACUGAUGAGGAUGUGGCACAGAAGCAGUUUGGAGCUCCUUGGGUCACAAAAUCAGUGAAGAUGGCUGCACUGCAGAAGCCAAAGCUGGUCAGGAGGGCAUGCAGCCCCAGCCAUUGCUGCAGAUCCUUCCUCUCUUUGUCCCUUUGGACAUCAAAGGCUCGCAAGGGGACAGCCCUGGCGGGAAGCUCCUCCCUGCUCAUUAUCCUCCAUAAAACAGGAACUCACCUUGGCUAGCUGUGCUUGGGGUCCCAUCCUCAUCCCGCUCACUCUUGACACUGGAUUCGGAAGGAAGGGCUUGUGCUUGCUUCAGGAAAUCAGACCUGCUUUUGAACUGGACUAUUUUGGCUUCCCUUGUAAGAACUCUGGUGGCUCUCUUGGCCCUGCAAGCUCCUCCACGUCACAGUACAUGGAAAAAUGCAAGCUUUACCAGACGUGAAAGCGCCGUGUGAGGCCCUUCCUUCCCCCAGCCUGGAGCCCUUCCCACAGAGCUCCAUCGUGGUCACCCUCGAGGACAUGGGGCUCUGGAUGAAGUUUCACCAGAUAGGAACUGAGAUGAUCAUCACCAAAUCUGGCAGACGAAUGUUUCCUCAAUGCAAAAUCAAAGUCUCUGGCUUAAUCCCAUAUGCCAAGUACCUCAUGCUGGUAGAUUUUGUGCCAAUGGAUAACUUCAGGUACAAGUGGAAUAAAGACCAGUGGGAAGUUGCUGGAAAAGCAGAGCCCCAGCUCCCUUGUCGCACCUAUGUCCACCCAGAUUCCCCAGCUCCUGGCAGCCACUGGAUGAAAGAACCUGUCUCCUUCCAAAAACUGAAGCUCACUAACAACACUCUGGAUCAACAUGGGCAUAUCAUCCUGCACUCCAUGCACCGUUACAAGCCGCGCUUCCACAUCGUGCAGGCAGACGACCUCUUCAGCGUCCGCUGGAGCAUCUUCCAGGUGUUCAGCUUCCCUGAGACUGUCUUCACCUCUGUCACUGCCUACCAGAAUGAGCAGAUUACAAAGCUCAAGAUUGACAACAAUCCGUUUGCUAAAGGUUUCCGUGAACAUGGGAAGAACACUCGGAGGGAAGGACGAGCCAAAUGCCAGAAGCCCAGUCCAGCCAAGAGCCAGAAGAGGAAGUUGCCUGAGGAAAAGGAGCCUGCUGCUGAGGAACGUGAUUUUGAGAAGGAUGAGAAUGUAGACGUGAAGGAAGAGAGUAACCCAGUGGUGGUGAGCAGUGGAUAUCCCUUCUGGGGCUCGGAGCAGAACAGCAGCCAGGCGUUCCCUGCAGCCUCACCAGUGCCUGCUGAGCAGAGGGAGGGUCUGGCCAGAGAGCAGCAAGUGCCAACGCCGUCCUACCAGACAUAUCGGUUCCAUGAGGCUGGGGACAGCCAGCAGCUUCCCAGCCGUGAUGCCGCGACCUUGAACGAUUUCCGGGCAAGGUGCCACGCCUUGGAUCUCGCCAUGGUGCCCGAGCACGACUCCAAACAGCUCCCAGAGGGUUUCACCAACCUGCCCCCGCUGCCCCCACCUCUGCCUCCUCCCCAGGACUACACAGGAGUGGUGAACAUGGCUCUGGACUCUGUGGGGAAAGCCGGGGCCCGGGCGCCCAUGUACAGUCCCUAUGGCACCGAGCAGGGCCUGGGGCAGUGGGUGGUGCCUUCCCACAGCCAGUACAGGGCAAUGAGCUACUCUGCCUUCUCCACGGAGUACAACACACAAGGAACUCCAGGACAUGCCCAUGGCACCAUGGCAGAGUGGAGCCAGUACCCUCUGUUCCCCUAUGCCUGCUGGUGAAUGGGGAGGACCCUUCCCAGUGAAAAAAACUGAAAGAAAAUUGUAAAUGAGAUGGACUUUGCUCCGGGGUGUUGGACUUGUGAAGCUUUGCCUACACUAGGCAGAGGUAUUGCUGCAAGCAGUAGCAUGGGACACCUUCACUUCCUUGUCUCCUUGCACAACCACCCUCACCAUAUUUCACAAGCAGUGGUUGCCCCAGCCGUGUCAUUGUGGGUCAGGCUCAAUGUGUUCUGCAGUGUUUUUUUUAUCCCAGGAAUAGGAAAGCACAGGUCUGCAAGAACAGUAUUUAAAGAGCUGCUGAACUCACAAUCUCAGUGUUGGCACCUCGCAUUUGGCAGUUUCCAACAUCCCUUCCUCCUGGGACUUGGUGCAAGGAGAUAGGGGCUGAGGACUUUCAGUAAGCCAUCCACGUGGACAAAAAGCUGUAGAAAAUAUUGCAAAGAUGAGCAAAGCAAGCAAUCCUGGUGAACUUUGAGCAGCUUCCUCAGUUAGUAUAGUCAGAGUAAAGCUAGUCUUGCCUUUCUUCCAGCAGCAGAUGAGAGUAAAAUGCACUGCAAGGUGUGUCUGGAGCACAGCAGUGAGUUGUGCAGGCAGGGGAGAGUUUGUUCCAUGCAGGAGAAGUAGCAGCAAGGCUGUGUGUGGUGUCUUCCUGCCCGUGCCCAUCCCUCCUCUGUCAGCCCUAGAUUCGAGGUCAGUGAAAUACUCUUCAUUCUGUGGGGGUGGAGGGAGGUUGUUCAUGGAAUGUGGGGGCUCCUCUGGGGCUUUCCAAGGUUGUCAGAAGCAGGGCCAUGAACAGCAGUGCUGCUGUGUCACUCCACCUCUUCCUGUAGAGGGAAAGGAAAUUUUCCACUGUGAACUUACUCCUUCUCCCGCUCCCUGCCACCCUGGAGAAUAUAAUUUAUAGUUGUGGUUCCUGCGCUGCUCUGUGAGUGUGUGAAGUCAUCUCACCACUCUUUGGGAGUCUGUAGGGAUCUGUCAGGUAUCAGAAUGGUUCCACCGCCCUCCUCUCUGGUCCCAUCCUGCUCAGGAAGCAGCCUGUGCCCUGCCAUGCAAGCAGGAAUUCUUUUCAUCUUCCUGUUAGAAGGGGGAGGCCUCCCUGUUUGCCCAAGCACAGAUGGCCCUGGCUCUGGGGACUCGGUGAGACAGACUCAUUGCUUCUCAGGGAGGAUAGACACGUUCCUAGGGGUCACUUAGGGAAUAUUUUCAUGUCACACUAAGAGCUGCCUUGUGGCCUGCAGCCAUCAGUGGGCACUGAGGUGUGUCAUGUAGACUGUGUGACAGAUGGUUUUCUGUGCACACUUGUGUGUGUGUGUGUGUGUGUAGCAAGAUGUCUCUGAGCAGACCUGGGCAGGUUUGUGCCCAGUGCCUCAGUACCCCUGUGCAGGGAUGCUGGGAAAGGCUGUGCACCAGGUUUUUGGGGCACCAGCUCCUCACUGUGCAUCUGCAUAGCCUAGGGAUGUUGAGCCACGUUGUUAUUAUUAAGAUUACUGUGAAAAGUAGCCCUGUAAAUUUGUGGACUCAGCUACAAUGACUAUUUCCUUAUUUAAAUUGUAUAUUGUGAGCUGCUUUUGUAUCACAGUUAUUAUAUGUACAGAGCAGCUGAGUACUUCCCCUGGGUUUCCCAUGAUUUGAGGAUGUGCAGCAUUGAAAUAAAGGUCAGACUUUGCCACAGUGCAUGUACAUAAUGCCCUGUGAGCCUCCCCUCUGAUGGCACCCUGGCCGGUAGUGAUUUGUACCUGCUGUGCACGACACACGUGUGGAUAUGAACAACUCACUUAAAAAGAAAUCUGGCUGGGGAAACAAAAUGUGGAGCAGGCUUUUUUUAAUGCCAAAAUAUCGUGAUUUCCUGCCGUCCAAAUGGCAGCAGUGUGAAGGCAGGUCAGCUGUAAAAGGCUGUCUCUGGCCAUUAGCAGUUAAUUUUGCCACCACUGUCCUGCACAUUUUGGAAAUGAGAUGAGCAGAAUGGCUGGGGAGCUGAGUGAGUGCACCACGGGCAAGGAGCCGGGGGUACUUUGUGCACGACACAGGAUCGCUGCCAGCAGCAUGCCCACGAGAGAGAGAAUGCAUCCCCCACAGGCUACCUGCCUGUAGCUGGGAUGUGUUUCCCUGUCACAGAGCGCUAAUGAGGAUGAAAAGCUGCAGUGAGCACGAGUAACUGAGGACAGCUGAGCAGCACUGGGGAAUUCCUGUGAAAACACGCGUGCAAUGCUGUUUCUUUCAAACCUUUGCGGUAGCAGCGUGCAGGUGCUGCUGCCCCUGGGCCUGGCGGUGGAGCUGGUUUGGCAGUGGCUCUGCAGCGGGGUGAGGGACUCAGCUUUGUGCCUAGAACGAGCCAUCAAUUACUCACCAGCCUUCUGUUGCAGCAGGACUGCUUGCCCUUCUCCAGUGAAUCAUCCAGCUUGCUGGAGAAGUACCUAUCCUUUCUCUCUGAUUAGAGACUGCGCUCGGCUUGUUUGGGAAGCCUUUGGAGAUUUUGCCUGUAGGUGUGCUCUGGACUCUGCUCCCGCCCCCUCCCUUUGCAGUUCCCACUGCCUUGUUUUCUUCAGCUGUGGCAUUUAAAGUCCCUAUGAGCUCCACUGAAAUGCUGGUUUUGCACGCAUGUGAGAUAAUGUAGUGCCUCUGACAGCUUCAAUAAAAGGAAAUGAGACAUGUGGAAAUCAGGCCAUUAAGACUAAUAAAAUAAACUCCAAAGUGUAGGUUUUGUGCAUCUUUCUCAAGCACAGUGUGCUCUGCUUUAGUCAUGUUACCUGGGGCCAGUUUGUACAUGCAUGACAUGCUGUUGAUCUCAGCAUUGUUCUCCUCGGCGUGUUCAGUGAGCCUCGGGUUAUCUGCUCACACUGCUCGAUGUGACUCAGGCUCUUGCACCAAUUCUUUGCAGCAAAUUGUUUAUUUUCUCUGUGUUUUCUGCUCCUCUCCUGCAGAGAAGUUACAUAAGGAGGAGGGCAAAUGGACUAUAAAUGGGAUCUAGGUAAAUUUCCUAUGGGAAAUCAAGAUCUUGAUUUAUUUUGGUUUCUCCUACUGUUUUUUUGCAGCCUUAAGCCUUGUCUGACACUGUUUCAAUGCAGAUGGGAAUGGCAGAAAAAUGCUUUCUUGCCGAUGCUGCAGUUCUCCCGCAGGCAGCUGCAGGCUCGGGAGAGGCGGCUGUUCCCUGCAAAGCUCCCAGACACAGCGAGCUCCCCUCCGGCCCGGCCCGGGCUGUGGCCUCUGCGCUCGGCUCUGUACGAGCACCUUCCAGCUGGUUUCACGAAGAGCUUCUCUAAUUUCCAGAGCUUAAAAUCAAUUUAAUUCCUGAGCCCUGGGGUGGGAUCCAAAGGCAUCCUUUGGUUGGAGCAACAAGCAGUGUUGGUCACCCUGUGGCCGGAGCUGCCCGCGGUGCCGGCCCCUCUGGCAGCAGCUGUGUUCAUGUACCUGCUCGGCCUCCAGGUACUCGGUGAGCGGCCAAGAGCAAAGAGAGAGGGGUAAAACUGUGCAGGGCCGGCUGGGGAAUGGAGGGACUUCUCUGGCUCAUGGUGGGGGUGGCCUGUUCUGUGUCCCUCAGCUGCCCUGGGCACAGCCGGUCUCAGAGACACGACCUUGCUGCAGUGUCAGUGGCUGUGAGGGAGGCCUGUUCCUGUCUCUGGAGCUCUGUUCUCAGCCCUCUGCUGCUGGCCUGGCUCCCUGCCCCUCCAGGUGUACAACUACAGUGUUCCUGCCCAGACAGCGCCCUAGUUGGUGAGUGUAAUGGAUAGAUUUAAUUUUAAUCUCCUACAGUUCUUUGGGGACAUGCUGAGAUUUUUAUUUCCUCCUCCUCUAUUUUUACUGAAGAGGGUAAAUCAUGUGCCUCCAUAAAGCAGAGUGGGCAGCCAGUGAUACAAGAUGGGCACUCCCAUCAGUCAUGCACCAGGCAUAAAGCACUGCUCACUUUCAGUAUCUCUGCCUCUCGUUGUACAAAUAUGACUGUACAUGUAAAACAGCAGCUGUUCACAGGAGAGACUUCCUGCAUGCUGGCACUGUCACUCCAGCUCCCAUCUGUGGGGUCUCAAAGCACAGGCACCUGUGAUCUCUGUAACAUCCUUGCUGGGAGAUGGUGCAUUAAGGGUAAUCUGUGUGGAAGUGCUGGUGCAGAGUAGACAGGGAUGAGUCAGGCGUGAUUCCUGUCACACCGUGGGGUCUGUCCCCAUGCUGAGCCACCAGCCCUCUGCUCGCCCACAAUCUGCUUUGGGCUCUGCUUUGCCAUCUAGAAGGGGCUCAGUGGAGACAGAGCUCUCCAGAGCAGCUCCGGCUCUUCCCAGCAGCAUUCGGGUGAGGGGGAAAUGGGAAUUGCUUCAGUGAGUGUAAGUCAGCCCUCCAGGGAUAAAGGCAGUGAACUAGAGCAGUGGAGGGGAUGUGAUCAAACCCGCUGCUCGCCAAAAGGAUGUGCUGAGCAUUGCACUGACGUAGGCUGAAUGACACUAAUGUGUCCCUUCAGAGCCCCUGGGGACAUGAGGGCAUUUUGUAAAUCCUGGAUGAGAAAGCUCGACCAGGACUGCGGUGUUCUGCCCCCCAGGCUGGGCCGGCGCUCCUCCUGGAGCCACCGCAUGUUCCUCACCCUGCCCUUAUGGCUGUUAAUGGCCUUGUCCUGCCUCCAUCCUCAGGGAAUAAUUGCCUCACACUUGAGCAAAUGUGCUCGGUGUUUGAAAGGAGUCUAUCGAUUUGUGCGUAUUCCUGAAAGCCUCACAGGGCCCUGUUCCCUUUGAAGUGUAAAAGCAUCUGUCUGUCUCUGCUUCUCGAGCAGUCUCCUGCUCCAUUUGCAUCUCCCCUCCAUCCCAUCUCCAGGAAUCCAUCCCUGGCCCCAUGCCGCGCUCCCAUUUCAGCUGCUGAGAAGGCUCCCUGCCACGGGAAGAUGGGGCUUAGAGACAAAGGUGCAAAGCUUCUGUCUUGGGAGGGGGUUGAGCUUAGCUUGCAGGUGGGGGUACUCAGCAUGGAGCUGUUCCCGGAGGCCAGUUUCAGUAGACAGACUGGGAAUGUUCUCGUUGGGCAUUUAUCCGUGGUGGGUGUGUUAAGUAGGAAGGAGAGGAAAUAGCCUCUGGCUUCUCACCGUAGCACUUCACUUCCCAGACAGCACUGGCUGGUAAGGAAGGAGGUCAGACCUGGACUGCCUUGGAUAAUCCACCAUGUGGGAGCUGAAUUGCACAGGAAUUGAUGGUUCUCUGAUGUGCAUUUGAGCAAAUACUAUUGAAAUGUCGUGGAGUCCCUGGUCUGUGUGUUGGAAUUCAGCCUGUGAUUCUCCCCAUCCCAUCUCCCUGGGACAGUGGGACUGGCCCUGGAUGGGCUGCUUGUCCCUACCAGGGCAUUUCCAUGUAGGCACAAGCUUGCAGGGGUGAUUAUUCCUGGAGAUAGGACUCAGAGCUCUGACACGCCUUGGUCAGUGGUGGUGGUGCGAGCAGAGCACAGUGCAGAUAACUCCGGGCUGGAAUUGCAGCCACUGCCAUCCAGCACCUCCCAGAUGGUGUGCUGGGUUUCCUAUUUCAAGGGGGCCCCAGCAGAGCAGCCAUGGCACCUCACUGCUGGAGGCAGUAAAUGGGCUCCCAUCUGGUUUUAAUGAUCAGUAGCACUUUGGUGCUUGUUUAUUCCCGUGUUUUAUGCUUCAGCAAUAAAAUACUGCUUCAGUUUGUUCAAUCCAUCCUGGUGCUGGAUGCAGAUGAGUUCACAGCCUCUGACAAAGAGGUCCCAGCAGCAUACAGGAUGUUGUCUGUUUUGUUUUUUUUUUUUGGAUGGCUGGGCAGAAUCAGAUGAUGUAGUGGCUUUUGAAAUACAAACAUCAGUGGACAGUAUAGAAGGCAGGGCACACAGCUCAUCAUGUAUAGCAAAGAAAUAAUGUCCUUAGACUAAAGAAGACUUGGUUCUGGAGCUGGAACUGUCUGCCCUUCUAUCCUCCACAGGGCAGCACAGAGCUCUGGUGUGGAUACUGAAUGAAGUCAGUCCCAACUUUAAACCAGGUACCUAAGGAAAUUUUAGUCCCAAAGUGCUGCCUGUGGCAGUCACUGAGCUUAAGCCAUCCCACCACAGCCCUACAGUGGCAGUAGCAGGAGCACUGGCAGGGCUACAUCUCACCAUGGGCACACACCAGCUCUGUGACAGGUUCCUGGUGCCACCCUGCUCGGGGCAGCUACAGUGGGCUGGGAGCUGUACAAAAUUCUCUGGGGUCACUGCAGUCAUCUGUUAAGUUAAUCUAAAGGGGCAACUGUCUGUAAGGGCUUGUGAGGCUUUCUUCCUAUCCCCAGCACACUCGUGUUCCCUGGCUGGUGUGCCUGCGAGCGGGGAGCAGUCUGCUGGCAGCUCUGGCACCGAGGGGAUUGUCCUCCCAAGGGACAGGCAAUAGCACCUGGCACAUCUCUGGCACAUCUCUGGCGCUCAGUAUCUGGGAUCCUGAAUCAGUUCUGCAGGAGCCAGUUCAAGCUUUUCAGCGCCUCUGUUGCAGGGUAGGUGGGGACACUAAGGCAAAGAGAUAAAGACAGUAAACUGCAGGGGGAGGAAUGUGCUCUUUGUCUCCCUUCUGACUUUUAUGGAAGCCUGGAAACAUUUUGCUUUCCCAUCUAACAUUCAUCUUCUACACUAAUGGUGGAGAAACAGUCUUUAUUUCCCAUCUGUAUGCUCCUUGGAGGAUCUUUAACUCUUACCUCUAAAGAGCAUUGAUUUUCUGCAGAGACCCUUUUCCCCCACUGUUUGUCAAGGCUUGGAGCUUUAGGUGGCAACUAAAGAGAAAAGGUUUUUAACAAACUAAUUAACCUCCCUCCAAGUCAGUCAGGGUGUGUUCCCUCGGUGCCACUGAUGUUGCAUUUGUGCUAAUUUCCCUUGGAAUGUCUAAUGUAGGGGGAGCGAUUAAAGGAGGCUUUUCUCGGGCAGUUUUUACACAGCAGGAAGAGGGAAGGUGGCAGCGGCUGCUCUGUUUGGUUAUUGCUGUCUCCAGGGUCCUCCACCCAUCCCCUGCUGGAGCCAGAGCCCAGCUCCCUGCGCUAGGAGCACUUGGAGUGCCCCACCGAGACUGGCCAGGUCCCAGCAAGGCAGAGCUCACCCGGUACCCUGUGAAAUGGGGCUCUGGGUUACACCAAAUGUGUCACCCCAGCUUCCCAAACAAACGCGGCCUGUCGGUGUAGAGGGAAGGAUCUUCUGCUAUGGAGCUGAGCAGGUUUUGCCAUCACAGUGUCAGAAGGGCUCUCUGCUUCUCUGGCUUUCAACUGCAAAUGAAGCAAAUGGCAAAGCAUUGACGAAGGACCUCCCUGGCCUCUGCCCCGGCCCAGUGCUGGGUCCAGCCUCCCGACCCUGGACACAUGCUGAUGGUGUCAAGUCUCCUGGAAUCAGGGCAGGACUGUGUCAUGGUGCCUUGGAGAAAGGAAACCCUGAUUCUUAUGGAUGCUCCUAGGAGCCUUGUGCUGCUGGAAUCAGGUGAGGCUCUGGGUGGCAGGAGACCAGCGAAAGCAGUUGUGAGGGCACCAUGCCCAUCCUUGUGCUGCUCCCUGAUGAUAGGGAGAAAUAACGCUGUGAUUCCUGGGAUGUAGGGCUGGGACAGCUUGUGAGCUGUGGCACGAACUCCUCGAGUCUAGACUAUAAAGUACUUCACAGGUCUGUCCCAAUUGCCUGGCCUAUUAGUUUUAUGGAGGGGCUAUUGUAAAGAUGCAGUUGGUCUCCUUUUGCCACAGUAAUGAAAAUACAACUGUGGUGGGGAGAGAGAGACCCUGGCAGGGAGGCAGUGGGAAGCCUGUGUUUGUUUGGGCAUUGGGGUCACAACCUUAUGGGCUCCUGGGGUCCCCGGGUAUCAGUCGGUGCCACUGUGGGUGCACUUCGGCAAGGGGAACCUUUGCCCCUCGGCCCAGCCGGGGUUCCUCCGGGCAGCGAGGAGGCAGAGGAGGAGGCUGCAGCCGGGCAUGCACAGGCAGGGGCACAGUGCCACCCAGUGACAGCGUGGGACCAGCGAGGGGACAGCUGGGGCAGCCUGCAGGGGGGUUGCUGCAAAGGUGCUGAGGCCUGGAAGCUGCAGCAAGGGUACCCCAGGGCACCGUGGAAAACAGAAAGCCAAGAAAACAUCUAAGUUGUUGCUGUGUGCUUACAGUGUACAAGGGGCAAAGCUCUGGGGCUGUUGUGCUGUGUCUGGAGUGAGGGUUUUGCACGACUCGCUCAGGUGCUGACAGAAGCCAAGUGUUGGGCAAGCUGGGGCUGAAGCAGCUCAUGUUUUAGGAGGCACCUGGCAGCAAAACAAGGGGAGGAGAAGGCGGUUGCCUGGGAUGAGCUGCUCUCCGUGGGGAGGAUGUGUCCCUGCUUUGAGAUGUGCAGGCAGCUCUGGGGCAGCGUGUCUGGUCCCAGAGAGACAAAGCAGGGGCUGCCUUGGAGCCCCUCGGCCUCUGCCAGGAAGGGAUCCCUUGUGUCUUCAGCAGUAGGUGACAGCCACAUGUGGUGCAUUUGUGAGGUUAAUGCAGGACCUUUCCUCCCUUCUGCCCAAACCCUGCCUACAUUCUUUGCUAGCUCAAGCUCUGUAUCUUGUGUUCCCAGGCUGUAACAAGCAUCAACAGGCAGGGGUGGUGGGGGAGAGGGAAAGGAGUCAGGUACAGUGGGGCAUGGUGCUGGUAUCUCCUAAGGUGGCUCCUGCACGAAAUCACUGCCCCAAGCAAUGCUGGAAACAUAUCAGGGCAUUGCUUGGGGCAGUGAUUCCAUAUGUUUGUGUCUCUUGGAGGAGGCACAGACUGUGGCUCUAUUUUGGGUGAUGACUGCAGAGCCCACGGAGCCAUUUGGCAGCAGGGAGGGGUGUUAAAUCAGCCUGUCCUUCUCCAGGUACAUCAUCUCCACCCCCCUCCAUCUUCCACAGCUGUUCCAGUGUGGUGCUGCCGUGGGGCUGCAGCAUGGGCUGAAAUCAGGGCACUGCAGCGAGGAAGGCAUGAGCUGAUGGAUACAAGUCCCACAUUUUUACUGCCCUGCACACACUUUCUGUUCCUAGGCUGCUCCCCAAGGUGUCUUUAUUUUUGUCUAUUUAAAUUUGCCAGUGUUGAUCCCACAAACACCACUGUGGGGGUCUGUGGGCUUCUGCUGCUGUACAGCACAAAGCCUUGCUAGAAAUCCAGCACCAGCUGGAGAGCUGUUUCCAUCCCAUCGCCCACCUCUGCCUCCAUCAGAUGGUCACUAGUGACAGUGAGGGUGGAUCACUGAGCCUCAUACAGGUAGGAGCUGCUACUGAGUUCUUGGAGUAACCUUUUUGUCACUGCUGGGGUACAUCCUGCAGUUUGGGAUGAUUUUGGGCAGCGAUUUCCAACAGUGCUGCUUAUCCUGCAUGUGGUGGUCAGACCUGUGUUAGAGCAUUCAGCAGAAUCCCAGACCUGAGUUAAUUUUAGCCUUUCUGUUUCAGACUCCUGCUGAUGUGUCCCAUGUCCAGGCCAAGGUGCUAUUUCUUGCAGGGAAAUGAUCUUUGUUAAUUUUAGAUCUAGUUCUCCAAAGUGCAGAGUAGGCACAGCUAUUGCAGGUAGUCAGGCACAGUGGGAGGCAUUCGAUCUUUGUGGGAUAUGGCUCUUCCCUACACAACGAAGGCCAAGCCUGAUGAAUUACAUUUCCUUUGUGCCCUGCAGAGCAUGAGGCUGAUGCUCAGCAGGAAUCCAGCCCAGAGCUGUGUAUCCGUCGUCACUGCAGACUCGGAGCCAGAGCACCAGCUGCGAUACCUGGAAAGAGAAAAGCUCUUUCUCUUCAAGGUCGGUAGAUUAAUUGUAUCAAUGCUCACAAGAAGAAGGGAAAAGAAAAGAUGGUCUAACAUAACAGAAAUGGAUUCAGCAGGUAUCCUGAACCACAUAAUCCAGAUCAAAACAGAAUAAAAUAAAAAUAAAGUAAAAUAAAAUAAAAGUAAAGUAACAGAAUACAUUUGAAACUGUGGAAAUGGAGUCUGGAAAUACAGGGGUCAUUACUUACCAGUAAUGAAAAAUGGGCAAGUUUGAUUUUUGUAUUUUUUAUGGCAAGGAUAGCAAUAGUGCACUCUAAGCCUGGCUGUGUUUGUCACUGGUCAGGAGCAUCCCUGGGGGUCUCCAGCUUGGCUGCUGACUGGUGGUGGGCUGAACAGGAGUCGAGUGCCAAGAGUUUCAAACCCAAGUCCUGUUGUUCACUUAUGUCGGUCCCUUCUGUUUGUUCAAAACACAAUCCUCUCCCUGCACUUGCCACUCCCCCCAAAGCAGUUGGAUUUUGGGUGCUGGGGCAGCUGGGGGAAGGCAAAGCAGCAUGUCCAGCAAUGCCCUUCUACCCUUGCUUCCCCCUGACAAGCCCAGCGAGAGCUGCUCGUGCCUGAGGGUCUGGAGAGGAUUCACUGGAUAGCACAGACUGGGAAUCUGCAGUGGUGGGGGAUAAACCAUCCCUUGGGAUCCACACUUUAACUUCAGCUUUAGUGAUAAAUUUCUAGACCAAAUGCUAGUAAUGGAUUUCUCAGCGCUGACUUUCAGCUGCCCUUGUUGGACCAGCCAGGACGUACAAAGCAGGAGCCAGUCCCUGUGGAUAUCCCAGAUUUAGCUCUGAUCCCAAUUGUCUGGUGUGCCAGCGGCGGGUUAGACUAAUAACUCGUGCAGGGAGGGUUCUAGUUACAAAAUGCCUGGAAUGAAGCAAGCAGGUGCUGGGAAGGUUAACUGAGGGGAGCACUGCGUUAAUUCCCUGUCGCCUCUCGCUCCCCCGCCUGCCUCGGCAGCAGUGGGAUGGAUCUUCCGCAGGUGAGGCUGCACCGAGGGGCUGCCAGUCCCCGGUGAGCACCGUCACACCCCAGAGCAGGGGUAGCUCAGCUUUCAGCUCCCAGGGUUGUGUCAGUCUGGAGGGGCUGAGUCCCGGCGGGGGCGCUGGGGGUUCCCAGCUGCUCCCGGGGAGGGCGGGCAGCUGGAGCGGUGUGCGGACAGCCUGACUCAGGCCGGGCUCACAGCAUUCGGCGUUAGUGAGUCACAACAAUCGGUGCCGCUGGGGCUCUGGCAAGCUCUCAGGGCUUGCAUUCGGAGCAGGAGGCUCACUCUGGGACAGCUGGGAGCAUUUCCUUCCCGCCGGGACACGCGGCCCUGCUGCAGCGGGACUCGGCUGUUUGCACAGCGAGUGCGCAGCUCGGGGGGACGGAGGGUUCCUGAAACUGGAGCUGCUUCGCUUUUCCCUGCUCAGCUGUGACUGCUGGUUCAACAGCUGCUACAGGAGCAGCUGACCUGUCCUCUAGAAAAAAGGCAGAGGGGACAAUAUGGGGGACAGGAAUCAGUACGAUUGCUCUGAGGUGAGUGUGGACCUCAGGAGCUUUCAUCUGUGUACAGUCCACACUAUGGAGAAUCGUGGAGAAAUGGAACUGUUCUGCUGUGGCUGCAGUUUAUUUGAUGCAUUUAGCUGUAUUUCCUACUGCUGUAGGCUCCAACAGACACACCUCUGGGCAUGUAUAAAAGGAUGUUUGUCAUCACACUGGUUUAGAAAUAAAACCUUUUAAGUAAAUCUUUUAAGUGACAAACUGAUGAACCCAGCUGAUCCCAGCUUGCACUGAAAAAUGGAGGCUUGUGCUGCCUGAUGUUGGACUGAAGUAACUGAACUACUUCAGUUCUGCACUGGUGGAAGCCUGAAUGCAGGUAAGACAAAUAAACCCACCCUGAGUUACUGCUUGCUUCUUGUUACCUUUUACUUUCUGCCUUUUAGCCUGAAGCAGGAUUGCCAAGCCCAGUGAAUGUAUCUGACCUAUUCUCAUCUUUAAAACACAACUUGACAAUUGUGACUAUUUGAUGAUAAGACACUAUGCAGAGUUGGCUAUGAAUGUUUAUUAACAUCACAUGGAAAUCUGUACUCCAGAGAAGACAAACACGAGGCUGUCACCAUACCUACAGAGUCCAGGGAACCAAUACAAGCUUUGUAGGCUUCUCCUUUGCAGCAGCUGAGUGGCUGAUGUUCUUCUUAAGCUUUCCUCCCAUACAGCAUCAGCUCGAGUAUCAACACCUUGUUAAUGAUUUAACUGAAAAAACCCUUUAGUUAAGUUACUAUUGAUUUGGAUUGACUAAAAGACAGAGGAUGACCAGGAUGUGGGUUCUGACCAAAACACAGACGGUUCUGAUGUGUUGCACCAGCACCUCACAGCAGGGGCCAGAGCUGCAGUCCCUGCUCUCCAGUGCCUGCACAGGUCACACCUUAGUUACUCAACCAAUAAUAAAUGAAAUUCAAACCAUUGCAUAAACCAGUCAUUCUUACAAGCACAGUCAAGGGCAUCACAGUAAACCAAGGUCACGGUUUCCAGAGACCUUUAAAAGCCUGGGCCAAAGAGCACAAUAAAUACAGUGGUGGAAGAGCAGGAAGAGCACGGACGUGUCGGGCAUCAGGGUAGAGGAGACAGUGGUAAUCUGUAUCACCAGAGAUGCAUCUGUUUCAUGUGAACCUCCAGAGCCCAGCAGCAUUGUCUGAGAAGAGGCACGAGGAUGGAACAGGAGAGUAUCAUUCAGCCUGGCAACAGCAUUUUCUGCUGCUUAAUUCUUCCUUUGAUUCUGGAAACCUUCAGUUGGCACACUCUGUUCACCCACAGGCCAUUGUAAGGACAGAGUAAGGGCUUAAACAUUCUGCUGUUAUCCUCAAGGUUUUCAGACUAAAGACGACAAAUAAUACUGUAAGUUGAGGCAAGUUUUAUUUAGACUGUACAAACAGGGCACUGGGGAAAAAAAACACAGUGGCUUGAUGUUGGGACCAGUUCUAUGAAUUAAGUGGAGUAAGAAAUUAAAAAGGCACUAAUCUUAAGAAAAGACACUCCGUAUAUUCUAAGAAUAUAAUUCAUUUAAUACUGUUAAUCUUAUAGCACAAAAAAUAAAACAAGCUAUGAUCCCCAAAAUAAAUUUUAAAAGCUUACACUUAAUAUUAUUGCCUGAAGAUCAUGGUCUUUAAAUUACAUAUUGUGUUUAAAAGUUUACACAGUGAAGACUGUCUCAAAUACAAGGCCACCUUUCCCACUGCAAUAAUUGUAUCCUUGUCCCAAAAUACAUUUUAACACAAAUAAACAGAAAAUGACAGCUAUACAGGAACGCUUUCACUGGUCCCAAAAGGCAGUCUUUUAGGCAGGUCUCACUUUCAAAUGCAGGUAUUGAGGAAAAUGCUUGAAAACUGGACUAGAAAACAAAGGCAGCCCACUCAUUCCCAGGAUGUUAAUACAAUAUAAAAAAUUACUUUACAGGCACAUGAAAUGGCACAAAGAAUGCUGUUUUUCCCUUUACAAAAAUAAUGCUCAGGCUCUUCAGAGCCUCAACCCAAACAGGAUAUUCCCUUUCUGUUUAUUCUUUCCCAAUUUGUAAACAAUCAUGAAUUAAAUAAGCGCUUAUCCAGUGAUGGACACUGAUUAAAACAGUUUUCAUUUAAACUUUCAGACUGGUCAGAGGCUUCAAUGUCUAUAUACACAUGUACACAGCAGGAGGAAGCCAAGCCUUUCGUGAUAGUUGACUACUGUGGCACCAGGUCAUUACACCAGCUCCUAGUUCCAAAGCAAGGACAACUUUAAUGGUGCAUAGAUUGAAGCCAUCACUUGUAGGCUCUCAUGCUUCAUAUCAAGGUUACCUUACACGCCCAAGAACAUUUACACUGAUAGAUUAUCACUCAGAUUUAAGAGGUUUCAUAAAACGACAGCACAUGUGUAAGCGAGCGACAAGCGAUUGAGAACCCAGAGUCCCUCAAAGAGAAACACACACUGAUCCAAUGCAGUCUUUAUAUGAAAAUACUUGUCUCAUAGUAAAAUAGCCAAGACACAUUUUAUAGCAAGGUUACAAUCAGCUUAGGCUGGUCAGUAUGCUACAUUGAAACCACAUUUUACAUACCGGAACCACACCGCUGCUACUUGGAGAAACACUGUUCAUUCACGGCCUAAAACCAGGUUCACAGAAAUUCAAGAAUUCUUGUCUUUGCAUCAGAUACCAAUACACACAAUUUUUGCAUAGUUUUGAAGGUAAAAUACUUUGCUUUUCUGCAGUAUUGGAACAUAAUUAAACCUAAAACGGUAUUUGUGUUCAAAGCGUACACCUUAUUCAAUGAGGGGAUGAGUCAAGAUGUUUAUUUCAGUGAAAAAAAA